AUGUUCAAAAAUACCUUUCAAACUGGAUUUUUGUCGGUUCUAUAUUCGCUUGGAAGUAAACCAUUGCAGCUGUGGGAUAUAAAUGUUGACCAGGGGCACGUAAAACGAGUUGGCGACAACGAUAUUUCCUCCUCCGUGAUCGAAAUCGACUCCGAAAAACUAGCCGAAACCUACAUCAGUUGUCCGACCAAUGCUUCCGACAAUUUGGGAAUUACUUUGCCCUACAUAAUUCUAAUUCAAAUCACCGACGACAAGAAUAUAACCAGGCGCUUUCGAUCGUCAAAUUAUCAAUCAACGACUCGGAUAAAACCGUUUAUUUGCACGAUGCCCCUGAGGAUGGACGAUGGAUGGAAUCAGAUUUGCAUCAACUUGAAGGAUUUUUGCAAAAGAGCGUAUGGAACAGAAUACAAAUGUACUGAUAGAAUAACGAUUCAUUCCUCCUGCAGACUUAGACGCAUUUAUUUCUCCGACCGGCUGUAUUCUGAAGAUGAGCUGCCAGCCGAGUUCAAACUGUAUCUCCCCGUGCAACAGUCAUCCGAGACCGCUGCUAACUGA
Oikopleura dioica is the source of this 555-nucleotide messenger RNA. The record is from the annotation of a GenBank genome assembly. Lineage: Eukaryota; Metazoa; Chordata; Appendicularia; Copelata; Oikopleuridae.